AUGUCAGAUGAAAUACCUUUAACCCCGGUAAUCACCCGAACCAAGAUGACCGCUAAAAUGUCUACCCCCAAAUCUGCUAAGAAAAGAACAAUCUUAACCAAACAUUUUGAAGAAUCAUACAUAGAGGAAGAUGAUGAAACAUACGUAUAUAAUGAAACAAUGGAAGUUGAUAUCGAAGAAGAAGACAAUGAAGAUUUCGAGUUGAAUAGUGAUGAAGAUAUCUCGGAAAAUUCCACAGAAGUUGGAAGUGUCAUUGAAGAUAAAGUUGAUGAACCUGUACCUCCACAACUGUCAGUCCGUGCUUUCUUGGUCAAACACGAAAUCAUCAGAAAAGUAUUCCAUUCUUCUAUCGGAUUAAUAACCUUAUGGCUUUAUACCUUAGGGGUUAAAAAAGACCAAUUAGUUGUACCGUUGGGUUUACUCUUCUUAGGAGUGUUCACCAAUGAUUAUAUCAGAUUACAUAAUCCAAGUAUCAACAAAAUAGUGGUUGAAAAGAUGUGGUUUAUCAUUAGGGAGAGUGAAAUCAAUCUGUAUAAUGGGAUUUUAUCAUACUUAGCUGGAUUAUUCAUCGUAUUCAGUAUCUUACCAAAAGAUAUGGCUGUUAUGUCAGUAUUGUUGUUAAGUUGGGCAGAUACUGCAGCUUCAACUUUUGGUAGAAAGUUUGGUAAAUAUACUUUCCAAAUUUCCCAUGGAAAAUCAUUUGCUGGAGCUUUAGCUAGUUUCUUUACUGGAAUCUUCAGUAGUUAUUUACUUUAUGGAUAUUUCAUCCCUCAAUUCAAUCAUGUUAAUGGACCUCAAGAUAUCUUUUGGAAACCUGAAACUUCCAAAUUAGACUUACAUGUUUAUUCAAUAUUAUGUGGCUUAAUAGCUUCAAUUUCGGAAUUCAUCAACUUAUUCAAUCUCGAUGAUAACUUUACCAUACCCGUAUUAAGUGGGUUCUUCCUUUAUGGAUUAGUUUCUUACUUUCAAGUUUAA
This is a messenger RNA of Yamadazyma jaroonii, 975 nucleotides long. The record is from the annotation of a GenBank genome assembly. NCBI's taxonomy places the organism in Eukaryota, Fungi, Ascomycota, Pichiomycetes, Serinales, Debaryomycetaceae.